Acanthopagrus latus (yellowfin seabream) is the source of this 5029-nucleotide messenger RNA. It is a transcript of the gene add2, whose product is annotated as adducin 2 (beta). Gene Ontology annotation, biological process: barbed-end actin filament capping. Gene Ontology annotation, molecular function: actin filament binding. The record is from RefSeq and is a predicted model, not a curated record. The transcript has 15 exons. Gene Ontology annotation, cellular component: plasma membrane; postsynaptic density; cytoskeleton. Bases 1288 to 3303 code for a protein of 671 amino acids. NCBI's taxonomy places the organism in Eukaryota, Metazoa, Chordata, Actinopteri, Spariformes, Sparidae.
AGUCACAAGAAAAGCAGGUAUUGCAGCUGCAACAGCAAACAUAAAUAUAGAAAGCAAAAGGGGGACAGAGGGAGACAAAAAUAAGGAUUGGACUAGGAUUAGAUGAAGCCAUUUUAUGUUUAAUUUGAGGAUGGGGUUUUGGAGUCCCAACUUCAGUUGUUCAGGACAAUACUGCAAUGCUGUUUUUCUGUGACACUCCAGAAAUGUUUCAUGGACUACUAAACUCCUCCUGACUUUCCAUCGGCUUUGGGGUGAGUAGUUAAUGACUUAAUUUUAAUUUUUGGGUAAAUGUAUUUUAUUUUCAGCCACAAUUAUGAAUCAAAUGUAGUUCUCAUUAAGCAGAUUGUCCCCAUUGGGUAUGUUACAUACAUCUGAUUAGACUGAUGUUAAUGGUGCAUUAAAUGUGUAUUAUGAAAUAUCUGUGGAAGAAUUCCAGUUAAAGCAUUAAAAAAAAAAACUUUUCAACAAUAGUGAAAAAAAGUGAGUCAAGCUACCAGCCCGCGGAGUCUGUGAAGUUAAGCUUAAGGCCACUAGCUGCACGGCUAACUGAGCUAACAAGCUAAUGGCAGCUAGCUACAGCCACAGAAGUUACAGAAAAAAGUACAGUCAGCAGUCUUUAAUGGCUCCUCUGCUCAGAGUCCACCCUAUUAGUGAUGACCUUUGACAUAUUCUUUUUAUUUACAUUGCACCUUUAAUAUGUAAGCGCAUUUUUACUUCCACUUCCUGUAUAUUUUGAAUGUCAGAUCUUUAUCUGCAAUGUAUAACCCGUUGGCUGAAAAAAGCAGUCGAGUAGUAAUAAUGUGUCACAUUUCACAGUUUGCGGACUGUCCUCCAUAUGAACAGCAGGUGGCGCCUGUCUGAUGUCACAUACUCUGUCCGGGUUGAACACGGCCUCGCAAACUAAACGUUUCAGGAGACAGCAGUAGAAACCCUCCCGGGCUGCAAUAAGCUUUAUAAACAACUCCCAGGAGCACAGCUCAGAUUGAUGCCUCGCGGAGCUGCAUGAGUGGGAGCCUCUGGGUGUCAGACGGGGGACAGGCGUGGCAGUGGGCUGGUCCAGGCGCACUGAGCGAUGAACAACAUCAGGGUCUAUUGACUUGGUGCGAGCUGAGGCCCUGACACAGUCUGACAAAAGAGGACAGAUUCGCUGUGAUUAAACACAUCUGCUCACCCUGAGGACGGCGGCGGGCUGUGGGUGUGCCGCACCCACUCAGAGGACGGGGUCCUGAGGAUGCACUGAGUUCCCCAACCUGCCCCUGUAAAUCACCCUCCGCUAAAUAGUAGAAGAUGAGCCAGUCCCCCACCCCGAAAGGCACCCCGGUGCAGCGCAGCCCCAGUGAUGGCGUCCCUGAGAGCCUCCAGUCUCCUCAGCACUCCACCCCUGGCUCCGGGCCCCAGCAGAAGAAACGCAUCUCCAGCCUCCUUCAGAGUCCGUCGUUCAGGGAGGAGCUGGAUGUGCUGAUCCAGGAACAGAUGAAGAAGGGUGGCAGCUCGUCCAACCUAUGGGCGCUCAGGCAGCUGGCUGAUUACAUGGCCUCACAUGGCUCUCCAGCCGCCCUGCCCGUUUCCCCCUCCAACAUGAUGAUGGUGACACCCAUCAAUGACCUGCAUGGCUGGGAGCCUGGCAGCAUGGUGAAGGGGGAGAGGUUGAUGCGCUGCAAGCUGGCCAGUGUCCACCGCCUGUUUGAUCUCUUCGGCUGGGCCCAGAUCAGCCGCACCUGUCUCACUCUGCGUGUCAGUAAAGAACAGGAACACUUCUUGGUGCUUCCAGACGGCCUGGCCUACAGUGAGGUGACUGGAUCCAAUCUGGUGAAGGUGAAUAUCCUGGGUGAGGUGGUGGAGAAGGGCAGCACCAACCUGGGCGUGGACAACGAGAAGUUCAGCCUGCACUCGGCCAUCUACUCCGCCCGGCCAGAUGUCCGCUGUCUUCUUCACCUCCACACACCGGCCACGGCUGCGGUUUCAGCUAUGAAGUGUGGCCUCCUGCCUCUCUCCCACGAGGCCCUGCUGGUUGGUGAUGUGGCUUAUUAUGACUACAAUGGAGUUAUGGAGGAGGAGGAGGACAGGGUGGAGCUGCAGAAGAGCCUGGGCCCGACCUGUAAGGUUCUGGUGCUGAGGAAUCACGGCAUCGUGGCUCUGGGGGAGUCUGUGGAGGAGGCCUUCUAUGCCAUAUACCACAUCCAGGCUGCCUGCCAGAUCCAGGUAACUGCUUUGUGCUCUGCCGGCGGUGAAAACAACCUGAUUCUGCUGGACCGCACCAUCCAUAAACCCAAUCCAACCGGCACCGUGGGCUGGGCUGGCUCCACCUUUGGACCCCUACACAAGAGCCGCAUUGGGGAGCAUGAGUUUGAAGCCCUCAUGAGAACUCUGGAUAACUUGGGCUACCGUACAGGCUACGCCUACCGCUUCCCUGUGCUGUUGGAGCGUUCGCGGACGCGGAGGGAGGUGGAGGUGCCUGCAACUGCCACAACUUUCCACCAGUUUGACGACGACGGCAUCCACCCGGCUCUGAGGCAGCACCCAUUCGCCCAGCGCCAGCAGCAGGAGAGGACCCGUUGGCUCAACACCCCCAACACCUACCAAAAAGUCAGCCAGGAGCAAGCCAGCCCGGGACACCGCACCACUUGGUUGAAGGCAGAGGAGCUGACACAGGCCGGCAGCACAGCCAUCAAGAUAGAGAACCCAAACCAGUUUGUGCCUCUUUUCACCAACCCUCGAGAGGUGAUCGAGACACGAAACAAGAUCCGACAGCAGAAUCGUCAGGACAUGAAGACAGCAGGGCCGCAGUCUCAAGUCCUCGCCAGCGUCAUAACAGUCGACAGUCCUCCGUCUCCAGUCAGCCCACCCAAAGAGCCACCAGAGCCAGAGCCUCCCAACCCCUUCAACCAGCUGACAGACCAGGAGCUGGAGGAGUAUCGCAAGGAGGUGCAGAGGAAACAGGACGGAGGGACCGACGGGGAGGGGGAGGAGGUGGCAAGUGACAAGGAGUCUCCCCCUGCAACCUCCCCCACAAAGGGCCCUCCGCCCAGCCAGCCUCCUCUCUCAGAGGAGGCUAAGACCGACUCUCCAGCCAUACAGAACGGAGGCGAGGAGGAGAAGCAGACGACUGAGGAGCUGGAGAAAGGGAUGAAGGCCCUCUCGACCAACGACACCUCCUCCACACCCGCUGCUCCACCUGCCAAACUGCAAGGUGGCACCCCUGAGGGUUCGCCCUGCAAGUCCCCAUCCAAGAAGAAGAAGAAGUUCAAGCCGCCAUCAUUCCUGAAAAAGAGCAAGAAGCAGAAGGAGAAGGUGGAGACCUGAGGCGCUCACACACACACCAGACCUCGGUGAAAUACUACUGUGAAACAUUUCUUAGUGUCUGACGGAGUAGCAGAUGAGUUAAACCACAUCAGAUCCAUUCAGACCCUGUCAGUUAAGAUGUCAAGUGCUAAACUGACACUCAGAUAUUUUACUGUAACACUGAUACUCACUGAUUUGAUCUGUGGGGUGAUUCAUUGCAAGCAGCUUAAAAAAAAUAAUGAUAAUUCUGAUAAUUCUUUUCACAUACUAUUUGACCCAGGUCGGGUACAACAUUUUGACACACUAUCUCUCACACACACACACACACACACACACACACACAUACACACACACACACACACACACACUGUAUUAAUCAUGUCUUAUUUUCACCUGCUGUGCUAUCAAACCAUUACUUAGCUUCACCGUAUAGACAGUUGGACAUGUUCUUUUCUAACACCGGGGUCACGAGUUUGAUCAUGUGCACUUGCAACUGUUUCAUACCAUUUUUAAAAUCCACAUCUUUGCAAGAAGACACAGUGGAAAUUUUAGUUCCCUCAAGAUUAUGCACCCCUUCUCCAUGUAUAGGCACUUACCAUAUGUAUAUUGACAUUCUAGUAUGUUGCAUUUCUUCAUGAUCGUAGGCAUCUUCUAGUCAUGAUUUGGUUCUAGUUAUCAGAUAGAUGUUGCAGGUAUACUAUGUGAGCACAGGUGCAGUAUGUGUAGAAAUAUACUGAUAGCUACUGAUUGUGCUCUUCUGAAUGCUGGUUUUGUGUAAAACUCAGCCUCUGACAUUAUUACAGCGGGGAUGAGCGAGGAAAAAGGCAACGGGGGGGGGAUAUACUGUCUCGCAGCAAAAAACAAGCUGCUACAGAUGCCAUUAUUACACAAAACAGGACAAAGCAUAAAGAAGUCGUUGCUUGCCGAUGCAGUUUGAAACCCAGUAAUAGAAGUUACUGAAGGUACUAAACAUUCCACUUUUCUCGAUUUCUUUCAAAUGUACGUGUGCAAAAUACCUCUUAACAGUUGUGAUUUUUUUUUUCUGUUGGAACCAGUUGCUGAUGUGUGAUGUUUGCUCAUGUUUUAAUUUAUUUUCUGGGGUUAUGGUUUCAGAGGAUAUCAGGACUGAGCGACAGGAAGUGGGAGGAGUGCAAACUGUGGGACGAUACUUCUCAGUCUGUAAUCUUUCUGUGUUUAGGAAUAUUUAUGGGACUUUUGGUCGCGCUCUUCAUUAGUGUCUUCAGUUGAUAUGGUCCCAUUGAUUGCUCAGCUGCUCAAAAAGUCACGUGUCUGUCUGGGUCCACAUCGGAAGUACACACAACGCUUCACGAUGGUUAGAUGUAAAUAAAAAAGUUGCUUUGGCACCACCUAAAGCAAGACUAUAAAUUCAUUAUUUUAACAAAACAUCAACAGGCUGCGACUUUUGUACUAAUCGCUUGACCAUAGUGGUUCACAUUCAAGCGCACCUCUCAGAGAAACAGGAAAUUGCCAUCACUGAUUGCUGUACUUGAAACAGAAUUAAUUUCACUUGUAAUUCAAACAAUGAUUCGGUGAGAGUCGACCGUAGGUGCAAGAAAGAGAACGGAGACGGGAAAAAACCGUAUAGAAACUUGGUGAUUUUAAUGCAGCCGCAUAUAGCUUCAAAUAGGAAAGAAUGAACUGAUGUAUUGUCAAUGAAAAUGUCAUCCGUCAAAAAUGAAAGGCCCCCAAGUUGUGUGUUUUAUUAAAAUGUGUGUGCUUAAAACUG